Molecule: messenger RNA, 1927 nt
Organism: Linepithema humile (Argentine ant)
Lineage: Eukaryota; Metazoa; Arthropoda; Insecta; Hymenoptera; Formicidae
Gene: Dhod
Product: dihydroorotate dehydrogenase 2
Biological process (GO): 'de novo' pyrimidine nucleobase biosynthetic process; pyrimidine ribonucleotide biosynthetic process
Cellular component (GO): mitochondrial inner membrane; cytoplasm
Molecular function (GO): dihydroorotate dehydrogenase activity
Source: RefSeq, a predicted model, not a curated record
CGAUGGCUCUGCUGUUUAUGUAUUUUUUUUAUCUCCGACUGCAAUAAUUUGAGAAUAAGUUGUUAUAAUUAUUUAUAAAUAACAAUGUUUAUGUUUAUGAAAGUGCAUAUUUAUCGAGAACGAUACAAAUAAUAAGUAUAAAUCAUGAGUUUAAUCUUAUAUAACUUGUUUUGAUCACGUGUGAAUUCUGACAGAACAUUUCAAUGUGAUCAGUUUGUAUUUUUAUAUAUCGACAGUUGGAAAUAAUUUGCAUAAACUCGAAUAAAUACUGCAAUUAAAAUGGCGCAACGAUUAAGCAAUCAAGCAAAGCUUAAAUCACUUUUUACUGUAACGAGUAGUGCUGUUGUAUUGUUCGGUGGUAUUUCGCUUUAUCAGGGCAAUGAAAGAUUUUACAGCAAAGUCGUAAUACCUCUGGUGCAAUUAUUAGAUCCAGAAACUGCUCAUAAUCUUGCAGUGAAAACUUUGAAAUGGGGUUUGAUAUCAAAACAGAAAACAGAAGACUCCAAUUUGCUUCAAACAACCAUAUUAGGUUUGCAAUUUAAAAAUCCCAUUGGCAUGGCUGCAGGAUUUGAUAAACAGGGUGAAGCAGUAGAAGGAUUGAACAAUAUUGGUUUUAGUUUUGUGGAAAUAGGAUCUGUGACACCUAAACCUCAACCUGGUAAUCCAAAACCUAGAGUUUUCAGAUUGCCCGAGGAUGGAGCAGUUAUAAAUAGAUAUGGCUUUAACAGCGAUGGUCAUGAUGUUGUAUCGGAACGUCUUAAGAAAUUAAAAGAGAAUAAAAAUUUUAAUUGCAUUCUUGGAGUGAAUUUAGGAAUGAAUAAAGGGACAAAAGAUGCAGUUGAAGAUUAUAUUAAUGGCAUAAAGAAAUUCAUGGAUGUAGCAGAUUAUUUUGUCAUUAAUGUAUCUAGUCCUAACACUCCAGGAUUAAGAUCCUUACAAAACAAGAAGAAUUUGGAAGAGUUACUGAUCAGAAUAAAUGCAGCCAGAAAGUCUAUGGGUACUAAGCAACCAUUGCUUUUAAAACUGGCUCCAGAUUUGUCAGAUUCUGAGCGACAAGAUGUGGUGGAUGUAAUUUUAAAGAAAAAUUCUAAAAUUGAUGGCUUAGUUUUGUGCAAUACAACAAUUAUGCGACCAAAUUUGACUAAUUCGAACAAGAAAGAAAGUGGUGGCCUCAGUGGUGCACCUCUCACAGAUAUUUCUACUGCUAUGAUUUCUGAUAUGUAUAGACGAACACAUGGCAGGAUUCCAAUUAUUGGUGUAGGUGGUAUCUCCUCUGGCGUUGAUGUUUAUAAUAAGAUAAGAGCUGGUGCUUCCUUAAUACAACUUUACACUUCAUACAUAUACAAUGGACCACCAAUAGUUGGAAAGAUCAAAAGAGAAUUAUGUGAAAUACUUGAAACUAAUGGUUUUUCUUCUGUAAGCGAUGCAGUUGGCAAAGAUUCUGGGAACAGAUGAUUAUUCAUUUCAUUUAAUUCAUUAUAGAUUAUUUUUCAAUGCUUUGACACGAUUUUUACAUGCUAUACAUGAUUAAUAUUAUACAUUAUUAUGCAUGAAUAAUUCUGUAUACCUAAUGUGCAAUAUAUAAAGUCUAUUAUGCAUAAUAUAUAAAUAAUUAUUAGAAAGCUUUUGUUCAGAAAGUUUGUAGGAAUUUUUAUUUUAAUUUAUAUUUUCCCACAUAGCAUGCAUAUCCAAAAGACGUCCAGAAGACAUUUUGAAGAUAUCCUUGAGAGAUAUAAUAUAUUUGGGAUAUCUUCUCAACGUCCCUCAGAUAUGCAUGCUGUGUGGAUUUACUUAUAUAAUAAUUAUAUCAUUUUUAAUAAGCUUUAAAUGUAAGAAAUGUCAUUUUGUCUUAAUAGCUUUGACAUACCCCAAAAUGCUUUUACCAUUUUUUGAAUUUUUGUUAUAAUUAAAUAACCGUUUUAAUUAA